AUGACAGAGACGCUUGAUGCCCUCGCAAUGAUCACUAAAGCAGACGUUUCAUCAGACAAAGUUGUUGUUGGGUUGAGGAAUUACGGAAGGCAAAAGUCAGGAGCCACGCCGGGUCGUUGUACAAAAACGGCCGGUCUGCUUGCAGAUGCAGAAAUCUACGAGAUCAUCGACAAAGAUAGUACUGCACAGUACUGGUAUGAUGAAGAUAGCAGCAGCAACAUUCUGGUCUACGAUUCUGUACAGUGGGUUGCCUACAUGAAUUCUACCUUGCGAGACUCGCGCACUUCUCUUUACAAGGAGAAAAACAUGGGAGGCGUGGUUGAAUGGGCCAUCGACUUGGAAGAGUUCGAGAGCACCCCAACUACCUCGCUCCCAACCUCAACUCCACCUGCGGUUUCCAUUUCUGCAUCUCCCACUGCUGGUAUUGACGGAGCAAUUAAUCCCUAUCUCUACACUUGUACAAAUGAGCAGAAAAAGCUGGUUACACCAGCAUGGGAGGAAGCCGACCAACUUGCAAAGGGGAAUUACGAGUGGCGGCCGGGUGGCAAAUGGCAAGAUGCCAUGACCCUUUAUCUAGGAUCAAAACCCAAGGAUGAUUAUAGUUGGGUUACUGGAAAAGGACACCUGAUGAAGAACAUUGAAAGGGAAUUCUUGAUACAUGAGGGCUGGUGGACACAGCCCCCUGCCUUUACUUACGGUUACUACCAAGCUAAGGACGUUGUCGAUUUGGCUGUUAAAGAUCAAACCAAAGCCAGUAACAACGCAGAAUCCUACGCACAGGCCGCUAUGGCCAUAUAUCUCCAGCAAGCAUUUCACCUUAGCAGUCCUCCCACUCCAGCGGGGUACGGUACUAGCUCAGACUCAUCUGUGUCGAUUGCUGGAACAGAGAUUUUGGAAACUUAUCUCGACGCCCCUCCAAGUUGGUGGGAGGCACCUGUUGCCAACACCUCAAAAACGUUCAAACCGGACAUGACCGAUAUUACGAUGAUGUCAGGUGUCGGAUCUCUAACAGGUGGCGGGCCCUUCCCGUCUUGUGUUGACGGUUUAUACGAGGAUAUGGAGCAGUCGGCUGUGUGA
Messenger RNA from Penicillium chermesinum, 1077 nucleotides. RefSeq lists its product as uncharacterized. The record is from RefSeq and is a predicted model, not a curated record. Gene Ontology annotation, biological process: carbohydrate metabolic process. The coding region runs from base 1 to 1077 and encodes 358 amino acids. NCBI's taxonomy places the organism in Eukaryota, Fungi, Ascomycota, Eurotiomycetes, Eurotiales, Aspergillaceae. The transcript is spliced from 4 exons.